GUAACACUGUUUCUGACAAGCUGUCAUGAAAAUGCAUAAAAACUGAAAUUAUUUACGGUUGAAAACAUGAUUUUGAGGCUUUAUUUUUAAACUAAUACAUUUGUGAUAAAACUAUUUUACUUAUAUAUAAAAUGGUUGUUAAUGAUAUUAACCAAUUGGCCGAAGACCUUGAGAAACAGGAGCUAGAGGCUCCAAAUGGCAUUGCCACCCCACAAGUUUAUGAACAAUUACUAGCUAUAUAUUUAUACCAAAAUGACCUAUGUAAUGCUAAAUAUUUAUGGAAGCGUAUACCACCUAGCGUUAAAACUUCAACCCCGCAAUUAGGAAAUAUAUGGGCUGUUGCUCAAAAUAUGUGGAAAAGAGACUUUCCUGCAAUUUACAAAGCUUUAAAUGCUGUUACUUGGUCGGAACCUAUUGCAGAAACUAUGAGACAAGUUCAAGAUGCAGUUAGAAGUAGAGCGGUAGAUCUAAUUUCCCAAGCAUAUUCUUCAAUUACAUUAGAAACUGUAUCAGCAAUGACAGGAUUGUCCCAAGAAAUAUGUGCUCCCGCUUGUAUUGAAAGAGGUUGGCUUGUGGAGGCCGACACGAAAAUGGUACACCCAGUGAGAUUAGGCAGAGAACCCGCAGGUCAAACAAGCAGUGAAGAUCAGUUGUAUAAAUUGACUGAUUUCGUAUCAUUUCUCGAAAAUUAAUUGUUUUUUGUAUGCUAGUUUUAAGAUUUUCAAAUAAAAUAUUUCUUUAA
Molecule: messenger RNA, 742 nt
Organism: Brassicogethes aeneus
Lineage: Eukaryota; Metazoa; Arthropoda; Insecta; Coleoptera; Nitidulidae
Source: the annotation of a GenBank genome assembly